GGUUGCCCUUGGUUGUCAAUUAUCGCAGUAGGCGAGCCACUUCUUCUGCCUCCGAUCGAUGCUAUCGGUACUCCCCGGCGUCUGACGUUACAAGAUGGCGGCGCCCACUACCUGAGCAAGGAAAGUACGGUGGUGGCUGCAACGCAGUGUGGCAAUGUUGCGAGGCUUAACGACGGCGCUGUUGCGGGGGUGGAAUGCAACAACGGCGAUGACAGCGGCAGGGAUCCCCAGUAAGUGUCCACUAUUUCAAACAGCUAGGGGUUAUCCCAGGGCUGUCCGGAAAAGGAAGCCAGAAAUCAGCAGCCAUUUGGAUGACCUUCCUCCUACAAUGUUGAUGAAAAAAUAUGCCAAGGUCCCAGAUAUUGACAAGGUAGAUGAGGUCGUGAAAAGAAUGCUGUCGUUGGAAAUGGCUAGUAAGAGGGAGAAAGUGAAAAUAAAGAAAGAACAGCUGGCUGAUAAAGUGCGGCGAUCCCCCAAUGACUGUGGUUCUCUUGAAGUUCAAAUUGCCUACUUGACGGCCAGGAUCCGCGCACUCCAGGAACACCUACAGAAGCACCACAAGGACAAAGAAAACCGUCGCCAAAUGAUGAUGGUCAUUGACCGGCGGAAGCUGCUGCUGAAGACCCUGCGCAAAAGAGAGUAUGAUGUUUUUGAGAAUACAUGUAAGCAGCUGGACAUUGAGUACACUUUCCCCCUGCCAUACUGCCGGAGGGCCACCCGGCGCUGGGUGGUGAAGAAAGCCUUAUGCAUAAGGGUCUUUGAAGAGGUAAAGAAGCAGAAAGCCCUCGAGAAACUGAAGCAGAGGGAAGUGCGUGCCAGAGCAGCCAAGGAUCAAGCAGUGCAGAAGGAAGGAACCCCAGUAUAAACAAAGCUCCUGCUUUUCUGUAGGAUCCUGAAAAUAAUUACUAAUAAAUGGUUUUACUCCC
This is a messenger RNA of Heteronotia binoei (common prickly gecko), 926 nucleotides long. It is a transcript of the gene MRPS15, whose product is annotated as mitochondrial ribosomal protein S15. Lineage: Eukaryota; Metazoa; Chordata; Lepidosauria; Squamata; Gekkonidae. The transcript has 8 exons. The coding region runs from base 155 to 865 and encodes 236 amino acids. Gene Ontology annotation, cellular component: ribosome. Gene Ontology annotation, biological process: translation. The record is from RefSeq and is a predicted model, not a curated record. Gene Ontology annotation, molecular function: structural constituent of ribosome.